Molecule: messenger RNA, 1031 nt
Organism: Triplophysa dalaica
Lineage: Eukaryota; Metazoa; Chordata; Actinopteri; Cypriniformes; Nemacheilidae
Gene: bcas2
Product: BCAS2 pre-mRNA processing factor
Exons: 7
Coding region: 34-711 (225 amino acids)
Biological process (GO): mRNA processing
Cellular component (GO): precatalytic spliceosome; Prp19 complex; catalytic step 2 spliceosome
Source: RefSeq, a predicted model, not a curated record
ACUGGCGUGCGCGUUUGUUUCUGAAAGAAAAGGAUGGCAGGUCCGUCUUCGGUCGCAGGUGAUGUAUUUGUAGAUGCUCUGCCGUAUUUCGACCAGGGAUAUGAUGCUCCUGGUGUCAGAGAAGCCGCAGCUGCAUUGGUGGAGGAAGAAACAAGGCGAUACAGACCAACCAAGAAUUACCUGAGUUAUUUGUCCACCCCUGAUUUUUCAACUUUUGAGACCGAGAUUAUGAAAAAUGAGUUUGAGAGACUCGCUGCCCGCCAACCCAUGGAGCUGCUCAGUAUGAAAAGGUAUGAGCUUCCCGCUCCUUCAUCUGGGCAGAAGAAUGACAUCACGGCAUGGCAGGAUAGUGUCAAUAACUCAAUGGCCCAGCUUGAGCACCAGGCAGUGCGUAUUGAGAAUCUUGACCUCAUGGCCCAGUAUGGGACCAAUGCAUGGAAGGUGUUUAAUGAUAACUUGGCUGUAAUGAUUGAAAAUGCACAAAAGGAACUGCAGAAGGUUAGGAAACAAAUACAGGACCUGAACUGGCAGCGCAAAAACGACCAGCUCGCUGGAGGAACCAAACUUCGAGAACUAGAAUCAAACUGGGUGUCUCUUGUCAGUAAGAACUACGAGAUCGAGCGAGCCAUUGUACAUUUGGAGAAUGAAAUUGCACAGACGAAGCAGCAACAGGGCGAUGAGAACAAAGAGAAUAUUCGGCAGGACUUUUAAAUAUUGAAACCAGUUCAACACCACCUUCAAACUGUGUGGACUUCCACUUAUCUCGGACUAGCAAAUGAUCACUCUUACAAAGUGUGGCAUGAGAUUCUUGUAAAUGAUGAUUUUGUCUUGUGACGAAAGAGCUGUUUACACAAGGAAACAGACAAUAAUGCUGGUGCACCAAUAAUAAACAACACUGGACAUCACUGGCUUGGAAAAACUUUGUCAAUUAUAAAGAUUUGUGUUGUCUUCAUGUAUGAUUACUUGUUGUUACUAAUGGUCCACUCUGUUUGUAUUACUUUUUUUAAAUAUACAAUAAAAGGCUGAAAUAA